This is a messenger RNA of Argentina anserina (silverweed cinquefoil), 635 nucleotides long. RefSeq lists its product as uncharacterized. Lineage: Eukaryota; Viridiplantae; Streptophyta; Magnoliopsida; Rosales; Rosaceae. The record is from RefSeq and is a predicted model, not a curated record. Bases 136 to 555 code for a protein of 139 amino acids. The transcript has 3 exons.
AACAUAUGAUGACUUGCAAGUAACAUACAACAACUCAUUAGAGCAUCAUUCUGUUUCUAGUUGAGUAUUUGAUCCACAAACCCCAGUUAAACUUCCACUACCUGUUCCUCAUCCCUUGAUUCUGCAAUAAGAGCAAUGGCUGUUACACGUUCUUUGCCUCCUUGUUUCUCAAUCCAAAAGUCUGGUCCUGCUAUAAAGCCUUUCAGCACAGUUUUGAGGCUGAAACACACUUCUAAAGUCAUAGUGCUCAAGAAAAAAACAUCUGCAGUGCUCAAGAUCAGAUCUUGCUUGGGAGAGGAGGUUUUCGAGGAUCGCUCCAAUGGAAUAAUCUGCUACAAAGAUGCCAGAGGGGAGAUUAUUUGUGAAGGGUACGAUGAAGGUCCUCGUUAUCACCACCAGAAUCAGAGAGUUAAUCAAUCAAGAGAUGCCGAGUUCUUUGAUCUUCUUCAGCAGAGGUGGUUUAACUUCAUGACAGACACAGGAUUAGACAAGGCUGGGAAAGGUGUUAUUCUGCAGAAGGGAAUCAACUGCAAUGGCUUUAACACUCUCCACUAAUUAUCUUCCAGCUCUUGUCAAUCUAUUAUAUAGUAUGUUACAUAUUACAUAUAUAAAGAAAGACAAAUCCUUUAAUUAUA